Messenger RNA from Cryptomeria japonica (Japanese cedar), 1122 nucleotides. RefSeq names its product chitinase 6-like. Gene Ontology annotation, biological process: cell wall macromolecule catabolic process; chitin catabolic process; carbohydrate metabolic process. Gene Ontology annotation, molecular function: chitinase activity; chitin binding. The record is from RefSeq and is a predicted model, not a curated record. Lineage: Eukaryota; Viridiplantae; Streptophyta; Pinopsida; Cupressales; Cupressaceae. The transcript has 3 exons. The coding region runs from base 29 to 868 and encodes 279 amino acids.
AUAAUAGAGAGGAAGAGAAAUAAUAGAGAUGGAGAGUGAAAGAAAAGCAGUAUUAGUGUUGGUUUUGGCAGUAGGGAUUGCUGUAUUGGUUGGGAGUGUUUCUGCACAGAAUUGUGGGUGUUCGAGCAAUUUGUGCUGCAGCAAGUGGGGAUACUGCGGCACUGGAGAUGAUUACUGCGGCACUGGCUGCAAAGAAGGGCCAUGUUCCACCUCCCCCACUCCCUCCACUCCCACCACUGGCGGUGCUGUCUCCUCCAUCAUCAGCAAGGAUUUCUUUGACGCCAUUCUCAACGCUGCAGACAGCUCCUGUGCUGGAAAGAGCUUCUACACAUACGAUGGCUUCAUCCAGGCUGCCAACGCCUACUCUGGCUUCGGCACCACUGGAUCUUCUGACGACGCCAAGAGAGAACUCGCUGCCUUCUUCGCCCAUGUCACCCACGAGACUGGAUCUUUCUGUUACAUUGAAGAGAUCAAUGGCGCAUCCAAAGAUUACUGCGAUGAAACCAACACUCAGUAUCCAUGUGUUGCAGACAAAGGCUACUUCGGCCGGGGACCCAUCCAGCUAUCGUGGAACUUCAACUAUGGUCCAGCAGGAAAGGACAUUGGGUUCGACGGGUUGAAUGAGCCGGAGAAGGUAGCGCAAGACGCCACCAUUUCGUUCAAGACAGCAGUGUGGUUUUGGAUGAAACAGAGCAACUGCCACAGCGCAAUCACCUCUGGACAGGGAUUCGGUGCCACAAUCCAAGCUGUCAAUGGCGAUGUUGAAUGUAACGGUCGUAAACCAGACAUCGUGAACAGGCGUAUAAAUUACUACAAAAACUACUGCCAGAAGUUGGGAGUAGAUCCAGGCUCCAACCUCUCCUGCUAACUUCACCUCAUCUCACCUCAUAUAUCUCCAAUUACAUUUACAAGAAGAAAAUAAGACGACAGAUGAACAUUCUGCCCUACUGUCAUGUCCAUUUGCUAAACAAAAUAAAAUUUCCAAGUGAAAUAAACGAUGUUGUCAAGAUUUUAAAAUUAAAAUAGUUUAACAGUUUGUUUUGAAAAUUUGUUUGAUUUAGUAUGAUGUGAUGGAACAAAAAUAUGUGAUGAAGCAGAAAUUCAAUAGUACAUGAAAUACUG